Molecule: messenger RNA, 660 nt
Organism: Auanema sp. JU1783
Lineage: Eukaryota; Metazoa; Nematoda; Chromadorea; Rhabditida; Rhabditidae
Source: the annotation of a GenBank genome assembly
UUGGGUUUGCAUAGGAAAGUUUUGAGACAAUGGAACGAAUGUGAAAUAGAGUCAGUUGAGAGACUAGAAAACAGCACGAUACCUGUACAAGCUGGGAUAGCAAAUGUUUCUUCCAAUUCCAUAUUAGCACAUCGAGCUAUUAUUACCAUUAUUUUAUUAUUAUCCUUGUACGGUUAUAGUUCGUUGAAAACACAAAUAGCAACUUUAAUUGAGAGGUCAAACGAGAACUUGCAAGCUUGUAAUGACAACGCCUAUAGCAUCUUAAGUACAUUAGAAGUGUUUCAUCAGCAUAAAGUACGUAUGGGCGUUAUGUAUAAAAGAAUCACCGAAAAAUCCGAGAAAGAUAUUAGUAGCUUAAAAAACAAAUUAUUUUUAUGUCAGGAGAAGUCUGAAAAGGCUAAGGAGGAAAUUGAAGCCUUAGAAGACUUAGUGGUUCAUUCUAAUCAAACGAAGGAAGGACAAGAAAAGGAUGACUAUAAGGAAUUGAAAGAACUAGUGAGGAACUUGAAAUCACAAAUAACAGAUAAAGAACAGAUUAUAAUAAAACAGCUGUCAGAAUUGACAAAUGCCAAGAAUUCACUAAAGAGCUGCGAGAAAAUGAUCGAGCAGUAUGUUGGGCUUCAAAUGUUGAGCAUUCUACUUGAGAAAGUGAUAUCGUAA